This is a messenger RNA of Syngnathus acus (greater pipefish), 2206 nucleotides long. RefSeq names its product solute carrier family 52 member 3 (gene slc52a3-1). Gene Ontology annotation, molecular function: riboflavin transmembrane transporter activity. Lineage: Eukaryota; Metazoa; Chordata; Actinopteri; Syngnathiformes; Syngnathidae. Bases 428 to 1765 code for a protein of 445 amino acids. The transcript has 4 exons. Gene Ontology annotation, biological process: riboflavin transport. Gene Ontology annotation, cellular component: plasma membrane. The record is from RefSeq and is a predicted model, not a curated record.
GCUAAUUUUGUUAGAAGGCUAAUGGAUGAUUAGAAAACCCUUGUGCAAUUUAUUACUUCUCAUCGAAAACACUUUUCCAGAGCAGAUCACAGGAGUGGUUGGUCCCAGAUUGACACUGUGGAGAACUCUUGUCGAGUGUUUCACGUAUCAACACUUACGUUACUCCUAGGUGACCCCGGCUAACUAACAAACACUUGCAAAAUGUCUGACCUGACCUAAUUAUGAGAGACGUCCUCGCUGUUAUGCAGGAGUCACAGCUGAACCGGACUCUGACCCCAGAAACCAUGUGAUCGCCCCAACCCAUUCAUCUACCUGUCCACUCAUUCACGUCUUUGCGUGAUGACACAAAGUCGUUUCUGAAGCCUGCAGGGACGCCGGAGGCGACGUGUGUGGCACAAAAGGAAUUGCAUUGUUUUUUCAGGCCAGGAUGGCACUUCUGGUCCACAUUCUCGCCUGCGCCUUUGGCUUGGGCUCUUGGGUGGCCGUCAACGGCCUGUGGGUAGAGCUGCCGCUCAUCGUCAACACUCUCCCCGAGGGCUGGGAGCUGCCCUCCUACCUGACCGUCCUCAUCCAGAUGGCCAACGUGGGACCUUUGUUCAUCACGCUCAUGCACAAAGCCAGCCCAGGCCGCCUGAAUGAACGUGCCGUCAUCUACGCCAUCCUCUCCGUUGGCGUCCUGUCCUGCAUCUUGCUCACCUUCUUCUGGGACCGAACCAGUGUCGUGGCUGGCGCGUUGCACAGCACGGCCUUCUUCAUCAUCACCUUCUUCCUCUCACUAGUGGACUGCACCUCUUCUGUCACCUUCCUACCUUUUAUGAUGCAGCUUCCAGCCGAGUACAUCACCACCUACUUUAUCGGGGAAGGGCUGAGCGGCUUUGUUCCCGGUGUCGUGGCUCUGGCCCAAGGUGUGGGCAUGGCUAAAUGUGUGAACUCUACUCAGGGGAUAGAAGGAAACCGCACACGUGAGAACAUGCGGGCCCUCCAGACAGAAUAUCUACCUGCCAAUUUUUCCACGGAGGUGUUUUUCAUCUUCCUGACAGCCAUGAUGUGCAUAAGUCUGGCUGCUUUUGUCGGCCUUAACAGGCUUCGUCUGCCAUCUGAUGAAAAUUUGAUGGAGGGCUCCGUGGCGUCGGUCUGCUCCGGCCUGGACAAUCCUAUGGCAGAGAUUGAUGGAAAGGAUCGAAAAUGGCAGUACAAGGAGGGGGGACAUAUAGGGCCCCCGCCUGCUGUGCCCAAUCACUCUGUGUACCAGCUGACCUUCAUCUACAUCCUGGUAGUGUGGGUCAACGGCGCCACCAAUGGCGUGCUGCCCUCCGUGCAGACAUACUCCUGCAUGCCCUAUGGCAACCUGGCCUAUCACCUCUCGGUCGCUCUGGCUUCAGUGGCCAACCCAGUAGCGUGCACCGUUGCAAUGUUCUUUCAAAACAGGUCUCUUCUGUUUCUGGGUGUGCUGGCGCUGUUGGGGACAGGCUUUGGCAGCUAUAACAUGGCCAUGGCCGCCAUGAGCCCCUGUCCUUUACUUCAGGGCUCCAUAGCAGGAGAAGUAAUCAUUGUCCUCUCAUGGCUCCUCUUCACUGGAACUUUGUCUUACGUCAAAGUGAUGGUAGGCGUCAUCCUGCGUGACCGCAGUCAUAGUGCUCUUGUUUGGUGUGGUGCAGCAGCUCAAGCAGGGUCACUGGUGGGCUCUGUUGUCAUGUUUCCACUGGUCAACGUCUUAAUGCUCUUCAAGGCCGGGGACUUCUGCAACACCAAAUGUCCACCCUGAGAACUAUCAUGUUGAUUUAUAGACUUGUUUGUGAUGAGUAUGGGUUUAUUUAUUUUGAUCCAAAAUGAUAGGCUCCCGCAUGCCCACAACCCCAGGGUAAGCGGAUGGAUGGAUGGAUGGAUGGAUGGAUGGAUGGAUGGAUGGAUGGAAGCUGGGUACUGCACUGGUAGCAUAAUUGGAUAAGUCAUAUUUUAGCCAUCCAUCGAAUUUGACUUGUUUUCUUUAUAUUUUAAUAAAAUGGCACAACCCAGAAUUUUUACCUACUCUUUGUCCUAUAACGCAAAAGAUUUCACACAUUCAUUUUACACAACUACAUAAUUUUAUUUUGUUCAACUGUUCUUUUAAAGCUUGCAUCACUUUUUUCAUUAUAAAACAUUUGUACUGAUCCAAGCAUGAUGCAACUGUGUGGAAUAUCCCAAGCGAAUAAAAAAUGCGGUAUUU